This is a messenger RNA of Trichomycterus rosablanca, 756 nucleotides long. It is a transcript of the gene sub1a, whose product is annotated as SUB1 regulator of transcription a. The coding region runs from base 115 to 495 and encodes 126 amino acids. Gene Ontology annotation, molecular function: DNA binding; transcription coactivator activity. The transcript is spliced from 5 exons. Lineage: Eukaryota; Metazoa; Chordata; Actinopteri; Siluriformes; Trichomycteridae. Gene Ontology annotation, cellular component: transcription regulator complex; nucleus. The record is from RefSeq and is a predicted model, not a curated record. Gene Ontology annotation, biological process: positive regulation of transcription initiation by RNA polymerase II.
AGCAGGAGCUGCAGGAGUGAAUUUGUUGUUUUUGAUUUGAUAUUAAACCAGGCUGUGGGGAUUUUUUUUAUUACACUUUCGUGGUUGUGGUAAAGCCAGCAGCAACAGAACAGGAUGCCUAAAUCCAGGGAAGUUCUGUCUUCGACCUCCGGCAGCGACUCAGACAGUGAAGCUGAAACUAAGGCCAAAAGAAAGAAGCCGAUGCCAGAGAAACCGGCCAAGAAGCAGAAGAGCGGCGAGUCUUCGAAAUCAUCCGGCUCGGCGAAAAGUGGCGGCAGCAGCAAUAAAGCCGACAACAUGUUCCAGAUAGGGAAGAUGAGGUACGUGAGUGUACGUGAGUUCAAAGGGAAGGUUCUCAUCGACAUCCGCGAGUACUGGAUGGACCAGGAGGGGGAGAUGAAACCUGGGAAGAAAGGUAUCUCUCUGAACCCGGAGCAGUGGAACCAGCUGAAGGAGCAGAUCGACGACAUCGAUGACGCGGUGAAGAGAAUAUAAAGACUCGGCCGAAUCUGCCGCGCCCCUCGAGUCGUGAGAUUAUAGUCUGCAGAUGCAGGAUUAGCUUGUGUGUGAGUUGUAGAUUAGGUUUCAUCAGUUUAUCAUCAUAAGUGUCGUUCUUUCUUUAUUUAGGUUUUUUUUUGCAGUUUUAUUUUACUGACCAAGAAACUAAGGAAACAAACUGCCAGAUAAAAUCUGUAAAUGGUUGUGGGAUUAACGUCUGCUCUUUUUUUACAAUAAAAAAGCUUUUGAAACUCAAAA